CCGGACUUUGUUGAAGACCACAUGUGACUGGAUGAUGGAAGAGCUCGACAACCUGCUGCUAGAAAUCUAUUAAAUAAAAUCAGUGGAUUACUAUUUAAAAAGGUUGGGGAAAGCUUCCUGCGACUUGCCAUGGGCCUGACUAAACAGUACCUGCGCUACACCCCCUCUGCUGUUUUCGGUGUGAUUGGCAGCCAGAAAUCCAACAUCGUGUUUGUGACCCUGAGGGGCGGUGAGAGGGGGAGAUACGUAGCGGUGGGAGCCUGCGAGCAUGUGUUCAUAUGGGAUGUGCGAAAAGCGGAGAAGGUUUUAAUCCUUGAGGGUAAUAAACAUGAGGUGACAUAUCUCUGCCCCUCUCCUGAUGGUGUCCACAUAGCUGUGGGCUAUGAGGAUGGCAGUGUGCGCAUCUUCAGUCUAUUAAAUGGUGAAAGCAACGUCUCCUUUAAUGGACAUAAAUCUGCUGUCACAAGCAUCCAGUAUGAUGCCCUGGGAGCACGGCUUGUCACUGGGUCCAGGGACACAGACGUGAUUGUGUGGGAUGUGAUAAACGAGUGUGGAUUGUACAGACUCAAAGGGCACAAAGAUGCCAUCACACAGGCUUUGUUCUUAAAGAACAAAAAUCUGCUGGUGACAAGCUCGAAGGACAGUUUUGUGAAAUGGUGGGACUUGGAUACCCAGCACUGUUUUAAGACCAUGGUGGGCCACCGAAGUGAGGUAUGGGGAAUGGUUCUGUUGAAUCAGGAGAACAGGCUGCUGACUGGCUCAGCUGACAGUGAGCUCCGAGCUUGGGACAUUGACUACCUGGAGGAGAAGAAAGAAGUGGGGGAACCACGGGAGAAAAAAGGGAAAAGUCUUUUUGAUGAUGAUGACGACAAUGAAGAUGAAGGCCCUAAUGAAGACCCAGAGGAGAGAAUCCUCAGCUGUAAGAAAGCCGGCUCUGUUCUGAGGGAAGCCAGAGACAGGGUUGUGUCUUUGACUGCUGACCCCAAAGCUAAAGUCUUAGCAUGUCAUGGCCUAGAUGCCAAUCUGGAGAUCUUUGCUGUGCUUCCAGAGGAGGAAAUUCAGAAGAAAAUGGAGAGAAAGUUGAAGAAAGCCAAGAAGAAGGCCAAGUCUCAGGAUGGAGAUGCUGAUGCAGCAGACCCAGUAGUGGAGAGAAAGUUGACAGAUGAGAUUCAAAAGCUGACCAAUAUAAAAGCCUCUUCCAAGAUCAGGUCUAUGGACUGUUUUCUGUCUCCUAAUGGUGAGAUGAAGAUUGCUCUGUUACUGCAGAAUAACACAGUAGAGACGUACACUCUGAAGACCACAGAGAAGAACGCUACUGGUACCAAGACCUGUCGGCUCACACUCGGGGGCCACCGCACCGACGUUAGAACUCUAACCUUCAGUUCUGACAACAUCGCUGUCCUCUCUGCCUCUGGAGAGACUGUCAAAGUGUGGAACAGAUCCACUUUGCAGGUGAUUCGCACCAUGGCAUGCGAGUAUGCCCUCUGCUCACUGUUUGUGCCUGGAGAUAGACAGAUUAUCAUAGGAACCAAGAGUGGAAAGAUUCAGAUUUUUGAUCUUGCAUCAGGAAGUCUGCUGGAGACUACAGAAGCACAUGAUGGAGCUCUGUGGUCCAUCUGCCUUUCUCCUGAUCAGAGGGGUAUCGUAACUGGAGGAGCAGACAAGACAGUGAAAUUCUGGGACUUUGAGCUCAUAAAAGACAAUAAAUCUGGACCAAACAAGAGACUUACGGUGAAACACACUCGCACGCUGCAGUUGGAUGAGGAUGUACUGUGUGUGUGCUACAGUCCUAAUCAGAGACUGCUGGCUGUCUCUCUGCUCGACUGCACUGUGAAGAUAUUCUACACAGAUACACUAAAGUUUUUCCUGUCCCUGUAUGGACACAAACUGCCUGUGCUCUGCAUGGACAUUUCACAUGAUAGUGCAUUGAUAGUCACUGGAUCAGCAGACAGAAAUGUGAAAGUGUGGGGUUUGGACUUUGGUGACUGCCAUCGUUCAAUGUUUGCACAUGAUGACAGUGUAAUGUUCCUUCAGUUUGUUCCAAAAACCCAUCUGUUCUUCACAGCGGGGAAGGACAGGAAGAUCAAACAGUGGGACGCAGACAAGUUUGAGCACAUCCAGACACUGGAGGGUCACAAAGGUGAAGUAUGGUGCCUUGCCAUCAGUCCCAAUGGAGACCACAUCGUCUCCUCCUCUCACGAUAAGUCCCUCAGGCUUUGGGAAAGAACAAGGGAGCCUAUCAUUCUGGAGGAGGAGAAGGAGAUGGAAAGAGAAGCAGAAUUUGAAGAAUCUUUGUCCAAAGGAGAUGAGCCUGUGGUUCCUGGAGAGGCCAAGGGAGAAGCAGAGCCUGCAGGAAAGAAGACUAUAGAGACAGUCAAAGCUGCUGAGCGUAUAAUGGAGGCUCUAGAACUCUACAGAAAGGAGAGCAAGAUGCUAGAGGAGCACGCAGCUGCUUGCAAGGCAGAAGGGAAGGAGUUACCACCCCCUCCAACGAACCCCAUCCUUAUGGCCUAUGGUAGUAUCUCGCCCUCUUGCUAUGUGCUGGAGGUCCUCAAGAAGGUCCGGUCCAGUGAGCUGGAGGUUUCUCUGCUGGUGCUGCCGUUCCCCUACGUCCCCGAUCUGCUCUCCCUCUUCAACACCUACAUACAGCAGGGCCUAGAGGUGGAGCUGGUCUGCCGCUGCCUCUUCUUCUUGCUCAAAAUCCACUUUGGUCAGAUCACCAGUAACCAGAUGCUGCUGUCAGUUAUCGAUGAGUUGAGAACCAACACUAUCUCCAAAGUCCGCGAAAUCAGAGAUGUGCUGGGCUUCAACAGUGCAGGCCUUCAGUUCCUCCAGCGGGAGAUCGAGAGUAAAGAAGAUGUGAUGUUCUUUGCUGAUGCCACAGGUCGCUUUGAGGAGAAGAAGAGAAAGAGGAGAAAGAGAGAAAGAGCCAUUCUGACCAUUACAUGAACCAGUUCAAGAAACCAACCAAGCUAGAAAAUGCCAUCUAGGACUGUCUGUCUUUGUUCUUCAUGAACCCUGUGAUGGUCAGAUCUUGAUGUUUCGAGAUGUUCACCAUGUUUAGAUUUUUUUAUAAGCUUGGAUGUGAUGUAUUUGCAUUUGUAGUAGUCUUAUAAUAAUUAAUUUUUUCAUUGACCUACUGCCUGAAUUUGAGUCUCUUAUUUACAUGAUUUUGAAAUAUACUUUCAUGUCAUCAUAAUGUA
Messenger RNA from Colossoma macropomum (tambaqui), 3203 nucleotides. It is a transcript of the gene wdr3, whose product is annotated as WD repeat domain 3. The transcript has 27 exons. Gene Ontology annotation, molecular function: snoRNA binding; protein binding. Gene Ontology annotation, biological process: maturation of SSU-rRNA. Gene Ontology annotation, cellular component: Pwp2p-containing subcomplex of 90S preribosome; small-subunit processome. The coding region runs from base 130 to 2949 and encodes 939 amino acids. Lineage: Eukaryota; Metazoa; Chordata; Actinopteri; Characiformes; Serrasalmidae. The record is from RefSeq and is a predicted model, not a curated record.